CCCAUCUUUUUCUAUAAAUAACAGCCCUUUAUGGUUGCACCAUUCCACAUUCUGUAAAGCAGUCUUGUUUGUUUUCCUCUCAAUCAAACCCCACUUGCACACCUUUUGGUUCUUCUCUCCCGGAAGAGCUUGCAAGAAAUUACUUCUCUUUGCACGGGUUUUGCAGAAAGUAAGUGUAUAGUCAAGCAAAGAUCAAGGUGGUUUUGAACUGGUUUUCUUCCUCAUUUCUCAGAGAAAAAAUGAUGGUGGAAAAGGAAGAUUUGGGGUUGAGUUUGAGCUUGAGCUUCCCUGAGAAGAGGGCUGUUUCAAAUCCCAGUUCAAAUGUACUGCAUCUCAAUCUCAGCUCUUCGCCUUCUCCUUCUCCAUUCAGCAUCAUCAACAGAAGUUCUUGGACUGAUGCCUUCCCUUCCUCAGAUCGGAGCUCUGAGACAUGCAGAGUGGAGACGAGGUCCUUUCUGAAGGGAAUCGACGUCAACUGCCUGCCGACGGCGGGGGAUGCGGAGGAAGAGGCUGGCGUCUCCUCCCCGAACAGCACGAUCUCCAGCGUGAGCGGAAAGCGGAGCGAGAGGGAAGCCACCGGCGGCAGCGACGACCACGACAUCGAGAGGGCUUCCUCUCGCGGGAUCAGCGACGAAGAAGACGCCGAGAACUCGAGGAAGAAGCUCCGGCUUUCUAAAGAUCAGUCCGCCAUUCUUGAAGAAAGCUUCAAAGAGCACAACACUCUCAACCCGAAGCAAAAGAUGGCUUUGGCAAAGAGAUUGGGGCUCAGGCCCCGCCAAGUGGAAGUGUGGUUCCAGAACAGGAGAGCUAGGACAAAGUUGAAGCAAACUGAGGUCGACUGCGAGUUCCUGAAAAGAUGUUGCGAGAACUUGACAGAGGAAAACAGGAGGCUGCAAAAGGAGGUGCAAGAACUCCGGGCGCUCAAGCUAUCACCACAGCUCUACAUGCAAAUGACCCCUCCAACAACCCUCACGAUGUGCCCCUCUUGUGAGCGAGUAGCAGUGCCGUCGGCCCCAUCGUCGGCGCCCCAACUUUCCACCGCGGUGGAUCCACGACCGCUUCAAAUGGGGUCGGCUCAGCCGCGGCCUAUCACCUUCAAUCCAUGGCCUGCUUCCACCCCUAUCCCCCACCGCUUGUUUGACGCUCUGCAAUCUCGAUCGUGAUUUUCUUCAUGUAGGAAAGCUUAUUUGAAGAAAUGUUGUAAGGCAAUAUGCAUCUAGGAGGGGUCAAGAUAUGGUGGUUAAUUAUAGAAUUAAUGGUGUUUGAUGGAUCUCUUGUACUUAAUUUGCUCCAAUAUCAUUUAGUGAGAUUAAUAGAUUGAUCGAUCUUGUGUACUAAUUGUUCGUUCUUGUUAGAGAUAUUUUUGUUGAAAAUAGUCAAGGAUUUUGUGCU
Molecule: messenger RNA, 1392 nt
Organism: Sesamum indicum (sesame)
Lineage: Eukaryota; Viridiplantae; Streptophyta; Magnoliopsida; Lamiales; Pedaliaceae
Product: homeobox-leucine zipper protein HAT4
Biological process (GO): regulation of DNA-templated transcription
Cellular component (GO): nucleus
Molecular function (GO): DNA-binding transcription factor activity, RNA polymerase II-specific; sequence-specific DNA binding
Source: RefSeq, a predicted model, not a curated record